AUUUUAUAAAUUUAGGGUUUCCUAUAAUAUUCCACUUCUCUCUUGCCGUCUCUUCCCAAAUACUCAAUCCCCGUUUCUCUCCCUCAUCUCUCUCUCCUAGAGAUACAAAUCAAUACACAAUAGCAAAGAGGGUAAACCUUCCUCAAAUCUGGUCUAAAUUUGUUAUUGAUCUCUUCUAUUCAAAUAGUAGUACUUAGGUUGAGCUUUUAGUCAUUUGAUUCUCAUGGGAAGAGAGAUCAAAAUCAAGUCAUGGUGUUGAUUGUAAAUCAGGGUUAAUUGACAUAGAAGAAUGGUGAGGGGAAAGACGGAGAUGAAGAGGAUAGAGAACGCGACGAGCAGGCAAGUGACUUUCUCAAAGAGAAGAAAUGGACUUUUGAAGAAAGCCUUUGAAUUAUCAGUCCUUUGUGAUGCCGAAGUUGCCCUAGUUAUCUUCUCUCCUAGAGGCAAACUCUAUGAGUUUUCUAGCUCCUCCAGUAUAACAAAAACAGUAGAACGAUAUCAGAAACGAAUACAUGAUCUUGGCUCUAGCCAUAAAAGGGAGGAUAACACGCAGCAAGCAAAAGGCGAAACCUAUGGCUUAGCGAGAAAGAUCGAACAACUUGAGAUUUCAAAACGCAAAUUUCUAGGAGAAGGACUCGACGCAUCUUCUAUUGAGGAGUUACAACAAUUGGAAAACCAGCUGGAGCGAAGCUUAACCAAAAUAAGAGCGAAAAAGUACCAAUUACUGCGUGAAGAACUGGACAAGUUAAAAGAAAAGGAGAGAAACCUCACUGCAGAAAACAAAAUGCUGCUGGAGAAGUAUGAGAUGGGAAGAGGAGGAAUAAUACCAAAAACAACAUCAGAAGACUUGGACACAGAGGAGAGUGAAAUGGAAGUGGUGACUGAUUUGUUGAUUGGACCUCCUCCGAUCCGACACUACAAAAAGUUUCAUCCUCCAAAUUAAUACAUGUUUAAUUAUACAUUCAUCUCAAAAAAAAAAUGAUCACACAACUUUACACAUGAUGUCUUCUCCUCUCUAGAAGGAAAAUGAGGUUGAUUAAUGUAAUAGUUUUUUUUUUCUUUUGUAUCCAAUAACAUCUUUGAAAAUCCAAACAACUUCUGAAUA
Molecule: messenger RNA, 1105 nt
Organism: Brassica oleracea var. oleracea
Lineage: Eukaryota; Viridiplantae; Streptophyta; Magnoliopsida; Brassicales; Brassicaceae
Product: agamous-like MADS-box protein AGL14
Exons: 8
Coding region: 290-943 (217 amino acids)
Biological process (GO): positive regulation of transcription by RNA polymerase II
Cellular component (GO): nucleus
Molecular function (GO): DNA-binding transcription factor activity, RNA polymerase II-specific; protein dimerization activity; RNA polymerase II cis-regulatory region sequence-specific DNA binding
Source: RefSeq, a predicted model, not a curated record